Messenger RNA from Gryllus bimaculatus (two-spotted cricket), 738 nucleotides. The record is from the annotation of a GenBank genome assembly. NCBI's taxonomy places the organism in Eukaryota, Metazoa, Arthropoda, Insecta, Orthoptera, Gryllidae.
AUGAGGCUGACGACAGUUAAAUUCCAUUUGCAGAAAGACGAGAAGCAGGAAAUUCCGCCGCAGAAACAACGGCCUGAGAUGAAUCUGCCCCAUUUUGUAUUGGGCGCCUGCGAGGGAGGAAUAAUGAAAGGAAAAGGUGAUUUUGGGAGGCAUAAAAUGGUUGUUGACAAAGCUAUGGAACGGAAAACAGCGCGCAAGCUUGCCAUUGACAGAAAUAAUUAUCUCCUGCCUUUAGGGUAUGUGACUCCCUGUGCGCGACUUCUCUGCUUGCGUUUCUGGCCACUUGGCAGCGCUGCCUCGCAGAGGAUUGAAGGUAUGAACAUCAGCUUGCUGCGUUGCUACUCUUUUCUGUGCUACUGUUGUGCUCAGCUGCUGUGUCAUUUGGUAGGGGCACGUACGCAUGGGUGAGCUGAGCCAACCUCUGUGAGUCUUCGGGACGCAAUGACCUUCGUCGAGUGCCCGGAGGCGGAGACCACAUGUGACAACCGAAGAAAGAAAGAAAGAAAGAAAGAAAGAAAGAAAGAAAGAAAGAAAGAAAGAAAGAAAGAAAGAGAAAGAAAGAAAGAAAGAAAUCUUCUACACUGGAAUAUUCUUCUUCGAGACAUUUAUGAAAUUAUUACUUAAUACAUAUAUUUGCAGAAUCGAUUUCGGAAAUGUUAAAGUCACAUUAAAAAAACAAUAAUACUUAAAUGUUAAAAAUGGUAAAUUAAAGGUGAAGAGAGUUCAAGGAUCUUCACC